Molecule: messenger RNA, 693 nt
Organism: Onthophagus taurus
Lineage: Eukaryota; Metazoa; Arthropoda; Insecta; Coleoptera; Scarabaeidae
Gene: Alr
Product: Evr1_Alr domain-containing protein Alr
Cellular component (GO): mitochondrion
Molecular function (GO): flavin-dependent sulfhydryl oxidase activity; flavin adenine dinucleotide binding
Source: RefSeq, a predicted model, not a curated record
GGGUUAAGGUUGGCAUCGCCAUUAAUGACAAAUUUAGGUUAACCGAAAAAUUUUCACAAUUCCACUCAAAAUAAAAAUGCGUUUAAAAUGUACCGAUUAGUUUCGAAAAGUUCACAUUUGAAUAGUGUUGUGUACAAUGUCCCCGCGCGUGAGUCACUUAGAUAAUGAACAGUGCAGACAGUGCACGAGUUUCUCGGAUUACAUCAAGAAAAACCGAAAGAAAAUCAACGAAGAGGUAAACGAAAAUGACGAGGAAAUGUGUAUGCCAGAAGAUGCUCCAGGUGCACAACAUCGAAGAGAAGAUUGUCCGCUAGAUAAAGAUGAGUUGGGAAAUAAAACUUGGGGGCUGUUACACACAAUGGCCGCGACUUAUCCUGAAAAACCUUCUCCUGAACAACGGCAUGAUAUGAGUACUUUUUUUUCAGUGUUUUCAAAAUUUUAUCCUUGUACACAUUGUGCUCAAGAUUUAAGAAAAGACUUAAAAGAUUGUCCACCAAAAACCGAAUCACAAGAAGCACUGAGUCAAUGGCUUUGUAAAUUACAUAAUAAAGUAAAUGCAAAAGUAGGAAAACCACUAUUUGACUGUAGCAAGGUUAAUGAACGGUGGAGGGACGGUUGGUCAGACGGGUCAUGUGAUUAAGAUUUUGUUGGUCUUAGUUUUAGUAGACAAAAUAAAUGUAUAUAUCAACUGUU